CGAAAUUCUCUCCAACAUGGCUAAGGUUUUAGGCAUAAAUUUGAACUUAGGAAAUGAAGUGGCGAAUCUCUUCGAGGAAGGCAUCAAGACCCUGCAACAGGCGCUGUCCAGCCAAAACAGCUUGGUGGAGAGGGAAAAAAUUCUGCAGUCCUACGGCUUCUUCCAGCAAGCCGUCGACAACUACUACCGCAAACUGACGCUCACCUCCGACCUGUUGGACCAAAUUUUGCGAUUAGAAUAUGAGGCGCCCUGUAUGCAAAGCGACUCAGGUCGCGGCUUCAGCCCAACACUGGACGAUUCGGGACAACAGAACCCGCGGAGGAGCAACAGCGACCAAGGAUUUGUUUCCUCUGAGACAACUCGGAACAGUUUCGGACCGGCUGAAGAAUCUCCGAUUUCUGAAGUUUCUUGGUAUUCUCCAAUAACCAAAAUCCCAGUCAGUUACGGAACCCCGGGUGCUUACCCAUGGAGGAAUUCGCACGUCGAAAUCAGGCCGCUGUCCAAGUUUGAGUUCGAGCAACCGGAACCAAAGAAGUUAUCCCGCGACGGAUUUUCCCCUUUUGCCCAGCAGCAGCCCGAGUGGACUCGUGAGGUGAUUCACCCCGGCCACGUGACUCAUCAAUGUCAUGAAUGCAACGCAAAUCAAACAACUGAUGAGUCGCCGACGCGAAAGUCCUUCGGCACGCAGGUCGAGCCGCUCCACAAGGCCCGGUGGAUUGAGACAGCAAAGAAGGUUUUGGCCUCGCCAAAGUUCCAGACCACGAAUGCGACCACCCAGUAUUUCACUCCAGAGGAUAUGCCCGUGUACCAGGAGUCGCCAGUAACUCAGUUCCCAAGUUGGCCUGGAAUACAACUACCAAAUUUCGAGUCACGGUCAUCAAAUUUGCCGUUCACAGUGGCAAAAAAGAAGAAUUGGGGAGGCACAUACUGCGAGUACCUGCCGCACGAAAGGGCGCACGACCGAGAAAUCGCGGAACGAGAGGAGCGGCGGCGAGAGCAGCAGGCGCGGAAGUUGCAGGAAGAAGAGCGGAGGCUGGCAAGGGAGCGGCCGAAGAGGGAGCAGCAGAGGCCCUUGGUACCGCACGCCGACCUCUCGUACCUGAAACGCAUGCCGGGCUACACGCCGUACAGCGGCCAAACCACCAGCCACAUCUUCAACCGCUCGGCCAAGACGAGAGGCACCGGCGAGACCAUUGCCGAGGAGGACGCCAGAUUUUCCCCCAGCGACAAACAAGAACAAAGGGCCUUGGCCAUUUUGGCAAACGGAUGCUGGGAAAAGUGACCUAAGGUUAUGUAAAACCAAAUUU
Neocloeon triangulifer is the source of this 1307-nucleotide messenger RNA. RefSeq lists its product as uncharacterized. The coding region runs from base 17 to 1282 and encodes 421 amino acids. The transcript is spliced from 2 exons. Lineage: Eukaryota; Metazoa; Arthropoda; Insecta; Ephemeroptera; Baetidae. The record is from RefSeq and is a predicted model, not a curated record.